AUGGAGAUGCGGCCUAUUCAUAAUGUUCUUGUCGCUGGAGGCACAGGAAACAUAGGACCUUCAAUUAUUCAAGCACUAGUCGCAGCUAACUAUACGGUGUCUGUCCUGACUCGUCGUGUAUUCAUCUCCGAGUCUCUAUUCGGCAGAACAGUCCGCGUUAUCCAGACAGACUACUCUCUAGAGUCGCUGGCACCUGCUGUUUCCGGUCAGGAUGCUGUGGUGUCUACAUUAGGGCUUGGCGCAGAGAAAUCUCAGACAAAUCUUCUCAUCGCUGCGGCUAAGAGCUGGAGCUCAAAUACCCGAGGUGUCCAGCGGUUCAUACCGAGCGAGUUCGGUAUACCGAACCUUGAUUUGAGGGAGAAUCCAGAGCUGGCAAGAGUAUUGCAGCCGAGGAUACAAUUCCGACACAAGAUGAAAGAUAUAGUGACCAAAAAUCCUCAACUUACAUAUAGUGGCGUCUUCACGCGCCUGUGGUUUGAUUGGUGUAUCAAGGUCGGACUGCUUGGUUUCCAUUUGGACACCAAGUCUGCUACUAUUAUCGAUUCUGGGAACGAGACAUUUAAGGCUUGUGAUCUGGCUACUGCUGGCGAAGCUGUAGCGGCUAUCUUAAGAAAGCCCACCGAGACGGCAAACCAGUACAUUACAAUAUCGUCGCAUGAGACUACACAAAACAAGAUACUGGAGGAAUUAGAGCGCUAUACAGGUUCUGAUUGGACGGUUAUGCAUAGAUCAGGUCGGGAGUUGUACGCACAAGCAUGGGAAAGCAUUCAGUCUGGUCAUAAUGGCUGGCCUGCUAUGUUGCAAGCGUACUUUUUCAUGGAUCGAGAUGUCGAAAAGGUACCUAUGGAUAAUCAGGGUAGCCUUGAUGGCAAUAAACUUCUAGGAAUUGGCUUUUGCGAUCUUCAUACAACAAUAACGAAGCUAUAUACUUAG
Molecule: messenger RNA, 933 nt
Organism: Trichoderma gamsii
Lineage: Eukaryota; Fungi; Ascomycota; Sordariomycetes; Hypocreales; Hypocreaceae
Product: NmrA-like family protein
Exons: 3
Coding region: 1-933 (310 amino acids)
Molecular function (GO): oxidoreductase activity
Source: RefSeq, a predicted model, not a curated record